AUGAAGAGUUCUAGUAUUCAUUUCUUCAAUUUUUCGGGACCCACCGUACAAAACCGGCUGAAUCGUCAAUACGACAUCGUGCCCUGGGUAAUGCUGAUCGGCUCGGCCUCGGGCAUCCUGUCGGAUCUUCUGGCGCAGCACACCCGACUCGUCACCACGGCCAAGGCCCGUAAGAGCCUCAAUUUUCUCGGCAGCGUCGUGCCCAUGGGCGUGGCGGCGGCCUAUUUCUUGCUGGUGCGCGACACUUUCGGCCGAAUCGAGUACGACGUCAACUGGGAGCAUCUGUCGCUGGGCCUGUCGGCGCUCACGAGCCUGCAGACCAGCGGCUUCCUCAUCAAUCACAUGGAUCUGAGCCCGUAUUACGCCGGUGUUCUCGUAGCCGUGACCGAGGCCGCCAAUCAGACCGUCACUUUCUUCACGAUCGUGGCGCUGAACUAUUGGGAAGUCAAUAAGUUCGAAAAGUUCAUAAAUAUUUGGCUCAGCGAUACAGGAUUACUGAUUUGGCUUGUCAUUACAGCUCUCUCUUAUUGGAGCAAUGUAAUUUUUAUAUUUUUUGGCCAAACGAGUAUACAAACCGACUGGAGUCCCAUUCCAAUGUCGUUGUAUCGCAUUAAAAAUAAAUUAAACGUCAAGUUUUGAGUAAAUAAUUAUGAAAAUCUUAUCAAACGUCGAUGAAACAUUACGG
This is a messenger RNA of Trichogramma pretiosum, 685 nucleotides long. Its product is annotated as probable anion transporter 3, chloroplastic. The record is from RefSeq and is a predicted model, not a curated record. The transcript has 3 exons. NCBI's taxonomy places the organism in Eukaryota, Metazoa, Arthropoda, Insecta, Hymenoptera, Trichogrammatidae. Bases 1 to 639 code for a protein of 212 amino acids.